Molecule: messenger RNA, 3449 nt
Organism: Betta splendens (Siamese fighting fish)
Lineage: Eukaryota; Metazoa; Chordata; Actinopteri; Anabantiformes; Osphronemidae
Gene: ece2b
Product: endothelin converting enzyme 2b
Exons: 19
Coding region: 166-2457 (763 amino acids)
Biological process (GO): protein processing
Cellular component (GO): plasma membrane
Molecular function (GO): metalloendopeptidase activity
Source: RefSeq, a predicted model, not a curated record
AAUCCUCCCGAUCCCGAACUCGCUGCUGCUAAGAAGGAGGACGGAGGACAGACACACGUCCACAGCGACAGACAGGAGGACAGACGGGACGACAGACAGAACCGGACAGGAUGGGUUGGCGGAGCGGCCGUCGGUAGCGCUCUGUUUUCGGGACGGAGCUCCAGGAUGAGUGUAGCGCUGCAGGACCUCCGGAACACCAUGUCCAGCUAUAAGCGAGCUACGUUGGAAGAGGAGGAAGCAUCAGACGGUCCCGCUGAGGCGGCCUCGUCUCCCGACACAGUGGAGGUGGGUUUCAGGAAAGGAGGCGUGGACAUUCUGGGCCGGAGGACCCAGCUGGAGGUUCUGCUGUCGGUGCUGCUGCUGGCUGCUCUGCUGGCGCUGUUGGCCUGUCUGCUGGUUCUGGGACUCGGGCUGAGCUCAGACAGUGGCCGUGGCUUGUGUCUGUCAGAGGCGUGUGUGACGGUGGCCAGUCAGAUGGUGGAGGCCAUGGACCGCAGCGCUGACCCCUGCCAGGACUUCUACCAGUUCGCCUGCGGAGGCUGGAUCAGGAAGAACCCGCUGCCUGAUGGGCGCUCACGAUGGUCCACCUUCAACAGCAUCUGGGAGCAGAACCAGGCGCUGCUCAAACACCUGCUGGAGAACGGGACAUUUAACGGCAGCAGCGAAGCCGAGAGGAAGACGCAGUCCUACUACCUGUCCUGUCUCAACACACAGAAGAUCGAAGAGCUGGGAGCUCAGCCUCUCGUGGAUCUCAUCGCCAAGAUCGGCGGGUGGAACAUGACAGGUCCCUGGGACAAAGACAACUUCAUGGAGGUUCUGAAGGUGGUGUCUGGUCCGUACAGAGCUCAGCCGUUCUUCAGUGUUGGAGUCAGUGCUGAUCCCAAGAACUCUAACAGCAACGUCAUUCAGGUGGACCAAUCAGGGCUCUUCCUGCCAUCCAGAGACUAUUACCUCAACAAAACGGCCAAUGAGAAGGUGCUGAUGGCGUACCUGGAUUACAUGGUGGAGCUCGGGAUGCUGCUCGGGGGGGAGAAGAGCUCCACACAGCUCCAGAUGCAGCAGAUUCUGGAGUUUGAGACGGCGCUGGCCAACAUCACCGUCCCACAGGACCAACGGCGAGACGAGGAGAAAAUCUACCACAAGAUCACCAUCGCUGAACUACAGCUGUUGGCUCCGGCGGUGGACUGGCUGGACUACCUGUCGUCCUCUCUGUCCCCUUUGGACCUGAACGACACUGAGCCCGUGGUCCUGUACGCCAGAGAGUACCUACAGCAGGUGUCUGACCUCAUCAACAAGACUGAUCGCAGUCUAUUGAACAACUACAUGAUGUGGACUCUGGUUCAGAAGAGUGUGGCCAGUUUGGAUCAGCGCUUCGAGAACGCCCAGGACAAACUGCUGGAGAGUCUCUAUGGAACCAAGAAGUCCUGCACGCCGCGCUGGCAGACCUGUAUUGGAAACACUGACGACACUCUGGGCUUUGCUCUGGGAGCGCUCUUCGUUAAGGCGACCUUUGAUAAACACAGCAAGGAGAUUGCUGAAGAAAUGAUCAACGAGAUUCGCUCUGCGUUUAAGGAAGCUCUGGACCGACUCAGCUGGAUGGACGACCAGACGAGACGAGCUGCCAAAGACAAGGCUGACGCCAUCUAUGAUAUGAUCGGGUUCCCAGAAUUCAUUCUGGAUCCUAAAGAGCUGGACGAUGUUUAUGACGGGUACGAAGUGUCAGACGACAGCUUCUUCCAAAACAUGUUGAACUUCUACAACUUCUCAGCCCGAGUGAUGGCCGACCAGCUGAGGAAGAGUCCCAACAAAGACCAGUGGAGUAUGACUCCUCCUACCGUUAAUGCCUACUACAUGCCCACUAAGAACGGCAUUGUCUUCCCUGCUGGGAUCCUUCAAGCUCCCUUCUACGCCCGCGACCACCCCAAGGCGUUGAACUUCGGUGGCAUCGGGGUGGUGAUGGGUCAUGAGCUGACCCAUGCCUUUGAUGAUCAGGGCCGUGAGUACGAUAAAGAAGGCAACUUGAGGCCAUGGUGGCAGAACUCGUCUGUGGAGGCGUUCCGGAAGAGGACGGAGUGUAUGGUGGAUCAGUACAGCAGCUACACAGUCAACGGGGAACAUAUCAACGGGAAGCAAACACUCGGCGAAAACAUCGCUGACAACGGAGGACUGAAGGCUGCGUAUCAUGCCUAUCGGUCAUGGGUCCAGAAGAACGGAAACGAGAAAACCCUUCCUGCCGUCAACCUGACCAAUGACCAGCUGUUCUUUGUGGGAUUUGCUCAGGUGUGGUGUUCAGUUCGGACUCCAGAGAGUGCACAUGAGGGUCUGGUGACAGACCCCCACAGCCCCCCCAGAUACAGGGUCAUUGGAACGCUCGCCAACUCUCCGGACUUCAGCCGCCACUUCAGCUGUCCUGUAGGAAGCACUAUGAACAGUGGGAAGCGCUGUGAGGUCUGGUAGACGGACUGGACAGGCCUGGGGGGGGGGGGGUGAAUGAGGUGAAUGAGUCCAUUGGACCGUGAGUGUGUCCAUUAUUCAGCGUCAGGUUGUUGAUGGGUUAGGACUCCGUUCCUCAGUUUCUGCAAACUGGAAGCACCUACUGGACCCAUUCAUGAAGACGCACAAAGGACUAGUAAUGACGAUGAUGAUGAUGAUGAUGAUGAUGAUGAUGAUGAUGAUGAUGAUGUAGGACACAGUGUUGCUGAUUUCUGCUCUAUCACCGUAGUUCAUGUUGGGGAUUCACACCAAGACAUUUGUGUGUUGGAAGCUGUUAAUCCAACAUUUACUGACUGUUUCCUUCAGUCCCAUCAGCGUCCGCCUGCUCCGAACACCAUUAGUUCCUUUGAUCACAUGGAGCUGAAACCAGUGUUGUGACGUCACUAUACGCGAUGCUGUGUGUGCGCGCGUGCGUGUGCGCGUUCGUUCCGCCUCGUGCAGCUUCUGUUCAGCAGAGUGAAAACCCUGCUUCCUGCCAAAGACGCUUCUGUUCCGUGUAUGACGUCACACCGAGCACGCGUCACCGCGCCGUUGCGUUCAUUUCCUGUGACUCUGCAAGUGCCCUUUACUCCGCUGUGGUUCCGAGGCCCGUUUCCCGCCGACGCAGCGCUGAGUGACCUGAUGUGAUGCUGCUCUGAAGCACAUUGCAACAAGUUGAAUGAAGUGUAAUUCAGCUUUUACCUUUAAAGCACAUUUACUCGUGUGGUGUCUGCAUCUGUCACUUCUGCACUUGAACUCGUUACUGAUGCUCAGUCCUGGACCGUGUCCAUCACAGGACGGCGGGCGGACUGGGUGAUGGUGGUGGUGGUGGUCCUGGAUGUCUUGGUGUGUUUAUUAGAGUUUCACAUCAUUUAUCUCCGCUUAAUUUGUUGCCUGCUUAAUAAAUGUGUUUUUACCUAGAGACAAACGCUGCUGCGGGAACGACGUGUGCCAAUAAAAUCAAAUGAUGUGUUGAA